Molecule: messenger RNA, 2877 nt
Organism: Rhododendron vialii
Lineage: Eukaryota; Viridiplantae; Streptophyta; Magnoliopsida; Ericales; Ericaceae
Product: transcription factor bHLH143-like
Exons: 4
Coding region: 1058-2137 (359 amino acids)
Molecular function (GO): protein dimerization activity
Source: RefSeq, a predicted model, not a curated record
CCUUAUCUUCAACACUUUGACUGUGCGCUCUCUCUCUCUCUCUCUCUCUCUCUCUCUCUAGCUGCAAAGCCUGCAAUUGGAUCUGGGUUUUCGUCGUUCUUGGAAAUUCUGAGGAUAAUCUAUUGGAAUUGGGUUUCGAUUUCUCGGCUUCUUGGUUAGCUCUCAUUGUAUUUGGAACAGGUGGCGAGGUGAAGACUUCAAAAAUAGUCGUGGCGAUCGGAUUAUUGGAACAGCAUGCGGUGGUAUUCUCUCUCAGUUGAUGUUUUCCGGAAAGUAGUCUCCUUGAAUUUGUACUGUCGCGUUAUUCUGUAGCAAUACCCUUAAAUCAAUUCAAACACAAACCCUUUAACUCGCCCUUUUUGUCAAUACCUUCUUAAUCCUCCAUGGGAUCCAAUCUGUUUGUUGUCAUUCCCUGCUACGUCCGCUGGAUUAGCUGAACCUCUCUUGAUUCCCUGCUUCAUUGUUGAAUCUAUAAUCUCUACAUUUAAUCCAGUCAAUCACUGGUCUUUUUCCUUAGUACCUCUGUUCAAUCCUUGCUGGCAUUUUCUUUGAUUCUUGUUUAUUCAAAGGUAGCGGUGUUGUUUCGGUAAGAACUGUUGUGAAAAGUUGUGGGUUUUUCUUUGAUUCUCGAUAGCUGUGUUGUUUUCGAUAAGAAGGGUUGUGAAGUUGUGGGUUUUGCGUUGAUUCUCGUUUCGUCGAAGAUAGCGGUGUUGUUUAGAUAAGAAAGGGUUGGGGGAAGUUGUAGUUAUGGUGUGCCAAGCAGCGAGCCAAACAAGAUUUCGUGCACUGAAACACGAGAGCGGGAUUGCUGGUAGUGCAACCAUUAUAGUCAGAGUCAUAGCAUGCUUUCAACCUCUGCAGGAUUGCCAGGCUGAAUAUUUUCGUCACUUGCUUAAGCCUGUAACGUAGGUCGAUUAGUUUCCCACGCAUUUGUGUUUCAAGUUAAGCUGGAUUAUUUUAGUUCUUUUCUUUGUUCCUGGAAGAAAAAUAUCAAGUAAUCAGUGAUCAGUAAUCUACAACUUCUGUUGUACUGGUAAGUGGUGAUUGUUGCGGUUGGAUGGAAAACGACUUUGGGUCCUGGUUUCGUCACCAGAUUUCUGAUCGUCAAUCACCCAAUUUGAACGCCAUGGGCACUCCAUUCGACAUUGGGCUGCAGAAUACUAUCCCUGCUCAUAUGAGCCCUUGCCCUAAUGUCCUUCUCACGAAGGAGAAUGCUCCAGUGUUUCCAUUUUCCGGGGUUCCACAUUUUAAUGCGGGUCAACAGCUGAACGAACCUCAAGGAUGGUUCUAUUGCUUACCUCGAUUCCGUCAGGCCUUCACGCCUGCUCCAAGCUCCAUUUUCAAAGAAAAACUCUCUUCUGGUCCCAAUCCAGAAGCUGGGUGUGCUCAGAAGAGGUUCCUUGUGUUUGAUCAGUCAGGCGAUCAAACAACCCUCAUGUUUACCCCUGGGGUUGGGAGUUCCCCUGUCCAGUGCGCCACUACUUUUGGCCCAAAACUCGACAGUGCUUUUGAUUUGAACAACGUAGGGCUUGGAACCAAAAGAGAGACCAGGCUGCACCUAGAGCCCAUUUUGACUUGUGAAUAUUAUGAAAAUAAAAAAGAUGAUACGGGAAGUGAGAUGUAUCACGAAGACACUGAGGAAAUAAAUGCUUUACUUUACUCAGAUGAUGAUGAGUAUGAUGAUGAUGGGGUUUCUUCUGAAGAUGAUGAAGUAGCGAGCACCGGUCAUUCGCCUUGCGGAAUGACAGAUGAUGGUAAACAGGAAUUGCUUGAGGAAAGUGAAGAAGUUGCGAGUUCUAAAGGGCCCACCAAAAGGAGGAAACUGUUCGAUGGAGGUUGUGAGGUGGAACCGCUCAUGGACACUGCAACCUCUGUUAAGUCCAAAAUAUGCUUUGAUUUGGAAGAUGAUGCUGAAUCUAGUUGUGCCAAUAGUAAAAAUAAGGGCUUGGGCAAAUUUGGAUCAUUGUCGGGCAACAAGAGGUCUAGGAAAGAUAAAAUAAGAGAGACGGUGGAUAUAUUGCAGAGCAUAAUUCCUGGGGGAGAGGGAAAAGAUGCAAUUCGGAUUCUGGAUGAAGCUAUUGAUUAUUUGAGAUCCUUGAAGUAUAAAGCCAAGGCUUUGGGGGUUGAUACGCUCUGAGAUGUACUUGUUCUCAUAUCAUUAUAAUUUAUAAGUAAGUUGUGUACGUGGUGUUCUUAGGAGUUCUACCUUGAUUAAAGGUGUUUAUGGUGCUGUGCAGAAUAACGAGAUGUGUCUAUAUAUGAAGAAGUGAAAACUGGAGGUUGUGGAUAGAGCUUUGAGCCGUAUUGAAGUGUUUGUCCUAUGAUUUCGGUGGUAGCUUUGGUUUGUGUACUCUCUCCUCUCUCUGUUAGAGAUAUAUUAGCAUAUUGGUGGCCAUAAAGGGCAGUGAAUUGGUAGUUGCCAUCUUGGCUUUGAGUGAAGAUAAAAGAACCUCAUCGUUCAUUGAGGAAAGCCUUGUCGAUCUGAAAACUGCGUCAAGAAAAUAACCUAAAGUAGGGGAGAGUGCACGCUUCGAUGCUUUCUUUGGGACUCAAGCCUCACUUUUCGCGCAUUUUAUUUUCAGUUACGUGGUAUGUUCUUUGUGGGAUUUGCCUUUCUAUUCCAGCAAAGUGUGAGAAGUGAUCACUUCUCUGUGUCAUGUAUAGUUUCUUUAGGUCUUUCAAUGGACCAUCCGCCAAACAUGCUUUACUCUACUGCUUCUCUUCCUUCGACCGAAUUGAAGCAUUGUCAUUCGCGUUAGUCCACUGUGUGGAGCACUCCCUCUCUGACUGCUUUCGCGUUUUCAAAGAGAUAUCCAAGUGUUAAUUGUAUGUUUGGUGUUCUGCUGUUUAAUCUUAUUUGAGCUGAAAACUUUAUUA